CUUCAAAAUCGGACCAUAAUUAUGGGAAUCAAUUGAUCGUCAUGUUGCUCAUUAGUUCCCAAUCGUAGGCUACGGCGCCAAUGACGGACCCGGUGGAGCAGUCCAAGUCGCCUAAUGACCAGAAGAAGUACCGGUUGCUGACGCUUCCCAACGCGCUACAGGCGCUCCUCAUCUCCACGGCGGAGGUGGCGCACGUAGCGGCAGCUGUGGCGCGCGAGAGCGAGUGUGCGAACCGAGAGGAUGGCAAUCAGAGCGACAGCGAUGAGGGCAGCGAUUUCAGCGAGAGCGAAGAAGGCGAUGGAAGCAACUUCGAUGACAAUGAAGAAGAACAUGAGGGUGCACCUAUCCGUCGCGCUGGAGCCUGUCUCACUGUAGGCGUCGGCAGCUUUGCUGAACCCGAGUCGCUUCCUGGUCUGGCACAUUACUUAGAGCACAUGCUGUUCAUGGGCAGCGAAAAGUACCCGGAUGAGAACGAGUUUGAGUCCUUUUUAAGCGCUCAUGGUGGCUAUAGCAACGGGGCUACGGACAACGAGGUGACUAGCUACACAUUCGAGGUGGGGCCGGACCAUUUGGAGCCUGCGCUCGACAUGUUCGCGCAUUUCUUCAUCUCUCCUCUAAUGAAGGCCGAAGCCAUGGACAGGGAGCUGUCAGCCAUCGAGUCCGAGUUUAGCCAGGCCACACAGAACGACCGUAUCCGUACGCAACAAGUUCUGUGCGACAUAUCGUCUGCCACGCACCCGUACCAUCGGUUCGGCUGGGGAAACAAGAAGAGUCUCCAGGAGAUACCGAAGAAGAUGAAUGUGGACGUGCGACAGCAGAUUCUAGAGUUCUACAACAAAUACUAUUCGGCCAGCAUCAUGAAGCUUGUUGUAUGUGGUGAAAACACGCUGGAUGAGCUAGAGCAGUGGGUGGCCAAGUCGUUCAGCGCCAUUCCGAACAAACACGUGGAAGUGCCAUCUUUUGCUUCAGCAGGGCCCCCGUUUGGGGCUCGAGGUGCUGGUGCUCCAUUCCUCUGCAAGAUCGUGCCUGUCCGGGAUAUCCACACCCUUCAUCUUGACUGGAUGAUCCCUCCGGUUCUUGGUCAACAUCACCAGAAGCCAUCGGACUAUAUUGCUAGUCUCCUGGGCCACGAAAGCGAGGGAUCUGUGCUGUCACAUCUGAAAGAGCGAGGCUGGAUCUCAGCUGUCACCGCCGGAGUAACAGACACAGACGGCUACGACAGCGGUAGCUACGCAGCAAAGUUUGAUAUCACGAUGAAGCUCACACUAGAGGGCAUUUCUCACUGGGAAGAAAUCGUCCAUGCAGUAUUUGAGUAUCUUCAUAUGCUCAGGGUACAUGGCUGCCCCGAGUGGGUAUUUGACGAGCUAGCGGCACUGGCGGACAUUUCGUUCCGCUUUCAGGAAGAGGAUAGUGCAGUCGAACGAUGCGAAGAGUUGGGUGAGAUUAUGCAGUCGAUGUUCGGAGUGGCGCCAGAGGACAUCUUGCGGUACGACCUUUUCAAGGGGGUCUUCAAGAAGGAGCUAGCAGAAGAAGUGCUGAGUCACCUGACUGCCGAGUCCGUCUGUGUCUCGAUCGUUUCCCAAACGUUUGAAGACUCUGUUGAAUUUCAGAAGCAGGCUAUUAAGGAGGAAUGGUUUGACGUCAGGUACUCGAAAGAGAAUAUUACGGAAGCCAUUAUUCAACGCUGGAAGAGUGCAGGGAGUAACCCCAAGCUGCACUUGCCUCGUCCAAACCAAUUUAUCCCUCGGGAUUUCUCGCUUGUGGACUCGACAGAUGUUGAGGGCCUUGUGUGUGAUACGACGAAGUUCGGCAAGUUGUGGUACAAGCCGGAUCGCGUGUUUGCUACACCUCGUGCUCAUGUCGCGAUGUUGAUACAUUUGCCCAGUGUGGUGGCCAAUGUGGACAACUGGAGUCAUACUCAGCUGUACGUGAAGCUCGUUCGGGAUGCACUUAACGAGUACGCCUACCACGCCAACGUGGCUGAGCUCAUGUACUCACUUCAGGUAAAGGAGUCUGGUCUGGAGUUGAUCUUUGGCGGCUUCAACGAUAAGCUCCACAUCCUUGUCGAGGUAGUCGUUGCGGCUGUGUUUGGGACGGAGAUCAAUGAAGCACGCUUUGAAGUGAUGCGAGAGGAAUUGAUGCGCGAAUCGAAGAACGCGAUCACGAAGGUGGCACAAAAAGCGAAAUAUCUUCGAUUGCAACUUCUGGAAAUUCGCUCAUUUUCUUUGGAGGAAUGUUUGGACUCGAUCGAGGUUGCUACCGUGGAGUCGCUGAAGAAGUACGUCUCGAACGAACUCUGGGCGGGCAAGGCGUGGUUGGCGAGUUUUGCACAUGGAAAUAUCUCUCAUGCAGUAGCGUCGAAGAUGAUCGCCAAUGUCGAAUCGCAGCUGCAAAGUGUGUCUGCACCGCUCCAGUUGCGUGACUUUCCGCGUCGUCUUAUCAAUGCCAUCCCCCAGACACCCUUGGGUUUUCUACUUAAGGAGCGCAGCGAGAACAAGACCGAGACGAACACUCAAGUGGAACUCUAUUACCAGAUCGGCCCGUUGACUCUGCGUAGCCUGGCUUACGCUGACUUGCUGCACCAGUUGAUGGAGGAACCGCUGUUUGAUACUCUGCGCACUAAGCAGGAGCUGGGUUACGACGUUUCUUGCACUGUUCGUGUGACGAACGGCAUCUUGGGCUUUGGCGUGAUGGUUCAGUCAUCAUUGUUCGCAGCGGAGUAUAUUACUGCGUGUGUUGACCGCUUCAUGGUUGACUUUGAAGAGGCGAUCGAGAUGAUGGCGGACGAGCACUUCCAUGAUCACAUUCAAGCGCAGAUUUUGUUGAAACUCGAGCCUGAUCACAACCUUCUAGAGACGACGCACCACUACUGGUAUGAGAUCACGUCGCGUCGACUUGCGUUCGAUAUGGACGCUCAGCUGGCCAAGGAGAUGGAGACGCUGACCAAGAGUGAGAUGGCUCAGCACUACCGCGAGUGGAUUCUACAAAGCCCCAAGAAGUUGAUUGUUCAGGUGAUCGGCCGUGGCAAUCCGGCCGAGAAAAUAGCGCACGAACAACGCAAGAACGCCACAAAAGCGGAACUUGCAGAGCUGCGAGCACUUCCUCGACCUAUUCGGAUCCGCGACUUGUACCUAUUCAAGUCUGAGUUGCCUACCUAUCCUGAUCCCAUCGACGCGAUCAAUGCAGGUGAAACACGAGAAGUGGACAAGCGCCUAGAACUAUAGAGCGGCAGUAGUUUCGACAUGAAAGAACGGUGUUGUCUGCGGUACAUGCAUUUGCCUUUAGCUAUUUGCUCAUCUGGGGGCGUUGUGGUGCUUCACUGUGCGCGCAUUGUCUUGGUUGGCGCCAGCGCGAUCAGACGUAAUAUAUUCUGUAGACAGUCUUGGCAAUCGGCAGUUGGCCGUCGUAGAAUGCCGUUUCAAUCGUGAGCUUGCCGCUGGAACAUGAACUAUCCGUGAGAUGAAGGCAUUAAAGUUAAACAAGAGGCAAUGAAUCGUACCUCAUCACCUCCGGAUCAAGCAUAUUUUCCGGGCCGGCUGAUUCAAUGGUUUGUUGCCACGUAUUAGUUGAGCCCGGGAUCACAUAACCGAAGUUGAAAAUCCAUUCUUUCGAAGAAUAGAUGCACAAAGUCAUUCAGUGUAGUCCAUUCAUUCUCAAGCGUG
Messenger RNA from Phytophthora nicotianae INRA-310, 3662 nucleotides. RefSeq lists its product as hypothetical. The transcript is spliced from 4 exons. Gene Ontology annotation, molecular function: metal ion binding; metalloendopeptidase activity. Bases 81 to 3224 code for a protein of 1047 amino acids. Lineage: Eukaryota; Oomycota; Peronosporomycetes; Peronosporales; Peronosporaceae. The record is from RefSeq and is a predicted model, not a curated record. Gene Ontology annotation, biological process: proteolysis.